Molecule: messenger RNA, 11945 nt
Organism: Stegodyphus dumicola
Lineage: Eukaryota; Metazoa; Arthropoda; Arachnida; Araneae; Eresidae
Biological process (GO): protein homooligomerization; action potential; potassium ion transmembrane transport
Cellular component (GO): membrane; voltage-gated potassium channel complex
Molecular function (GO): protein binding; delayed rectifier potassium channel activity
Source: RefSeq, a predicted model, not a curated record
UUAACCUGUGGAGAUGGCAAGUGUAUCAGUAGAGUAGUAAGCGUCAGGCAGUGAGGCUGUUGCUCCAUCUAGUCAGUAUUUAUUAUAUCUUCCCCUUCCCUCAUCGAAGAAUAGUUUCGUAAUUUCGUUCACUGACUAUAAAGGGCGAAGAUCUCGUGUGCAUUUAUCGUUGGCACAUUCUAUUGAUGAUGUUCUGUAUACCGGAGACCGCAAGAUUCUUUGUUGCCGUGUUCAACGUUUGGCGCAGUUCGUAUCCGCUCAACGGUAUCAUGGAUGCUUCGGUUCAAGGAAGCAGCUGAGAGAGUGGAUUUGAUAACGAAGGAUCGAGGCAGUCAUCAUCAAUGUGGUCUUCUGGAACUGCCAUAAUGCCAAGGCAUGUAAUCACUCAUUUUCUGGAAUUCAAAGUACUGUCUGUUCCAGUUACAUAAUAUGGGAUUAUGAAGUGUCGUAAACGUGCACACCCCCGAAACUAACCCAAACUUAUGUGUAGCUUGUCUUUUCUAUGUGUCAGUGUGACUGUUGGCUGUGGCUUCAGCCCUCCUUUCCCGUUCAUUAGGCGGGGAGGGCAAUGAGGAUGACUGGUUCAGACAAAAUGGAAAAGGCGAGCUCAGGAGUUUUCACAUUGACGCCAGCAACGCAACAAAGCGCCUCCACCCCUAACCCUUCAGUUCAGCCUAAUCCAACAAUGACUCCCCAGCCUCAGUUUGCAGAAGUGUUGCAACAAUAUGGUGCUCAACAGCAACAUAUACAGCAACAGAACCGCGCUCACUCCAGGUCCAUGUCGUCUCUCCCUCCAGAGUCGUUCAUGAUUAUCCGGAGCAAAGCGCUAAAUCGUCGUGUUGUCAUCAACGUGGGAGGUGUCAAACAUGAGGUUUUGUGGACCACUCUAGAACGCCUACCUCACACUAGGCUUGGUAGACUUAGAGAAUGCAACACCCAUGAAGCUAUCAUGGAACUGUGUGAUGAUUACAGCUUGAUUGACAACGAAUACUUUUUUGAUCGCCAUCCUCGUUCUUUUAGUGCUGUAGUUAAUUUUUAUCGUACCGGAAAACUUCAUCUUGUGGAGGAAAUGUGCGUAUUGGCGUUCAGUGAUGAUUUGGAGUAUUGGGGAAUAGAUGAAUUGUAUCUCGAAUCGUGCUGCCAGCAUAAAUAUCAUCAGAAAAAAGAACAUGUUUAUGAGGAAAUGAGGAAAGAAGCAGAAUCAUUGAGACAAAGAGAAGAAGAAGACUUUGGAUUCGGAAGGUGUGCACCCUACAGAAAAUGUCUGUGGGAUUUGUUAGAAAAACCAACAUCAUCAUUGGCCGCCAGAGUUGUAGCAGUUCUCUCCAUACUAUUCAUUGUAUUAUCGACAAUCGGACUUACUUUAAACACCUUACCUGCACUCCAAGAAAAACAUGAUGGACAUGUAGAUGACAACCACAAACUUGCGGUUGUUGAGGCAGUUUGUAUAACAUGGUUUACACUUGAAUAUGUGUUACGUUUCAUGUCAGCCCCAAAUAAAUGGAAAUUCUUCAAAGGAGGCCUUAACAUCAUCGACCUCUUAGCAAUUUUGCCGUAUUUUGUGGCAUUUCUCAUUGAAUCAAACAAGCAGACAGAUCAGUUUCAGGACGUGAGGAGGGUGGUGCAGAUAUUCAGAAUAAUGCGGAUCCUCCGCAUAUUGAAGCUAGCCAGGCAUUCCACCGGCCUACAAAGUUUGGGCUUUACACUGCGGAACAGCUAUAAAGAGCUAGGCUUGCUGAUGCUGUUUUUAGCCAUUGGAGUCAUGAUAUUUUCAAGUCUCGCAUAUUUUGCCGAGAAAGAUGAGAAGGAGACCAAGUUUACAAGCAUUCCUGAAACAUUUUGGUGGGCAAGUAUCACAAUGACAACAGUCGGCUACGGUGAUAUUUACCCUACCACUCCUCUAGGGAAACUAGUUGGUAGCAUCUGCUGCGUCUGCGGUGUACUGGUCAUUGCUCUGCCCAUUCCAAUCAUUGUCAACAAUUUUGCAGAAUUUUAUCAAAAUCAGAUGCGAAGAGACAAAGCCCUCAAGAGAAAAGAAGCCCUUGAUCGUGCCAGAAGAGAAGGCAGCAUCGUCUCUUUUCAUCGAGUUAAUCUGCGAGAUGCUUUUGCUAAAAGUAUGGAUUUAAUUGAUGUUCUCGUUGACAGUGGCCAUAACGAAAGUCAGAUUGACACAACCAGCAUUGGGGAUGACUCUGCACGAAUUCACACAGGUGCAGGAUGUUACAAAAACUUUGAUCACUCCUUAGAUGGAAGUAUUGGAAAUGUUCAACGGAAGAACUCUCAAGCACAAUCUUUGCCUUCAGGAGUUAUGAUAUCCAAUACUAGCAAUCUUCUUGAUAUUCAGGGACAGCCUAAUGAGGGUGGAUUAUCAAAUGUGAACCUGAACCAUUUGAAUAAUUCAAAUAUCCCUCCAAGCUACCAACGAGGAUUCAUAUCAUCAUCGGAAGUGAAAGAUUUUAUUGAUCAAGACCCUUCAACCAACUAUGAUUUGCUGAGCAACAUAGAGCUUAAAACAAUCAAUAAAUGGGAUGUCAACAGUAUGGAAAGUUAUGAUACAUAUGCAACUUGCAAUUCUCAGCCCUGUGCCUCUCUUGCUGAUUUAUCAGCAGAUGAUCCAUUUUCCAUCCGACCACCUCCAACUCCCCCCUCUCAGAACUUGAAUUCAAGCAAUCUUUAUAUCAAUCCUCUUGAAGAAACACCUCAGACUGCUCAAAUUGUAACAAGUGAAGGUUAUACAGUUCAACACCACUAUUUUCCUCAGCACUCACCAAUUGGCAAAAUGUCUAGUUGUUCAUCCACUGAUAGUGGCAGCUGUUAUGAAGAACCUGCUGGUAGAACUCCUGAAGGAUAUUCUUCCCUACCUACCUCUCCUGAUCCUCGACAAGACUCUCAUCAAUCAUUAACACCUGCUCUCACUGCAAAAAAACCAUGGUUUUUUCAAGUUCGGAAACCGAAAACAAGGUUUGAUACACCUGAUAUCUUCCAACACAGUCUGCAAUCUUCUUUAGACUCAGUUAUAAGUAAUUCUAGCUCUAGGCAAGGCAGUGGUGCAUCAUUGGGAAAAUCUAGGUUUAUGAAACCAUCCUUUUCUGUUAGAGGUAAGAAGAAUGGAAAUAAAAGUCCAUUGUUAGGAGGAUCCUUAGAAAGAGGCUCAUCUAUGAAAAAAUUUAAUAGCCCUGAUACUGCAAAGAAACGUUCUAUCUUGAAAAAAGAUACGCUAUACAAAGAAGAAACUGAAAAGUUAAUAUCAGAUAUCUACCCUAAGAAUGUAAGUGAAAGUUCAGAGACAGGAAGUGCAUUUAUACCAGUUACCACAUCCAGCAUUCAUGCACCUUUAACAAUUUCUGGCACAUCUUUUGUUCCUACAGCUAAACCACUUAAAGCAGCUAUAGGGCCAAAAUCUGGUUCAAAAUCUCACGCACAACCAAUCAAAUUUGUGGGCCUUGAUGAUGACACAGAGUCUGUUGCAUCAGGAAGAGGUUCUCCCUCGCUUAGCAUAUCCCAUGCCCCUGAUACUUCCUUCCUAAGUGGUGGUACUCAGAGACAUCCUCCUCUUAGUCCAUCUCUAUCCAAGACUCUUCAGUUUCCUGAUACUCCUCCUUUGCCUGAUGGAGCUCUAGAUAGAAGGCACACCUUCCAAGAGAGUGAUCUUUUUGGACAACAAGAUGUGGCUCCUGUUGACAGCUCCACAGGAUCUCCUGCACAUGGUGGGCACAGAAUACAUAGGGUGCCUUCUUACUGCGCCAACACUUCAACAUAUGGUCCUUCUCGAUCAUCCACACCUACUACUACUGUUGCAGCAAGUACAGUUACAACUACUGCCCCACCUUCUAAAAGUGAGCUUGCCAACUCUGUUGUGGGUUUGCCUUUGCUUCUAGCCACAGUGCCAAUUGUUAGUCCUAUAAGUUCCACUCCAAGCGAUCCUUCCUCUGCUGUUCAGACAUGUACUGAUGACAAAACAGCACUGCAGCCAGAUGCAGUGGUUGAAUCCCACCAUCCUCCUCUUUUAGCCCAACCAUCUCAACAGUCAACUACAGAUGAAGAUUCAGUCUUUGGACACGAACAUGAACUAAGUAUGAUGAGUCGACAGUCAUCCAAAGAGAGUGCCACAAUAUCCUAAAGUUUACUUGGUGAGUUUGGUUGACUGAUGCACUGAUUAAAAAGAGUGAGAUGUUAACUUAUUUCACCACCAAAAUGGCCAGCUGAUGCAGACUUCUAAACAGAUUGUGUCCUUUAAAUGCGCAAAUACGGUAUGGUUUUAAUCAGCAACAGCACUUCAGAUUUUAAAUGGCGGUUUAUUUUAAAUCUCUUUUCAUACUUGUGGCUAUUAUUAAUGUGCUUUUUGAUAUUUGUUUAUAAGUUUUAAAUACGUCCUAUUGUUUGUUGAUGGACAUGAAAUAUGUAAUUUUGGCAUUGGUUUUAAUAAUGUCAGAAUGCAAUAACUUUGGGAAUAUUUACAAUCUAGAGUAUCAUUCCUUUUAACUUAUUUAUCUAUGUUAUAUGUUUUCCAUUUAUUUAUCUAUGAUAAAUAAAUAUCAUAGAUAUCUAGAUAAAUAAAUGUUUUCCAUUUAUUUAUCUAUGUUAUAUGUUUUCCAUUAAUGAAAUAUAAUAUUUUAAAUGUUUUAAAAAUUUUUUUUAAGUUUGUGUUCUUUGCUUUAUAUGUGUUCUGCAUCAUUAUUAUUGAUUAAGAAAAGCCCGUUAAGUAUAGUUAUUUAUGUAUGGUUUUAUCAUAUUUUCCUUGUAUUAUCAUUAAGUUUUAAAUUAAUUUCAAUUUUUUAUUAUUUUUGUUAUAUUAUUAUUUUAACAUGUAUUUAACCCGUGUUCCCGGAAGAUUGUAAUAUGUUACAUUUAGACUGAAAUGUUAAUUUUCUGUUCACUUUUCCCAUUGUGUUUCUGUUUAUUAUUAAGUUAUUUCAGUGAGAAUAACCUCUAAUAUUGUGCUUGUUUAAUGGCAUUAGACAUUUGUUAUAAGACUGUAAAAAAAAAAUCAAAUUGUGUGUAUUUUUAUAGAAAAUACCUGUACUCUAUUUGAAGUCUUAUUAUCAUUCACUGAAUUAAACUCCCAUUGAAUGUUGGAGGAAUAUGGUGAAUAAUAAUAAAACAAAGUGUGUAUGAAAUAUUUAAAUUUGCACAAUACUGUUUUAAAUGAACUGUUGAGAAUACUAAUGCCAAAUUAAUAUUUAAAGAGACAUUAUGAGGUAUUGUAGAAUGUGUGUGUGUGUGCGUGUGAAAGAAGCAUCUGUAUUCGUGCAGUUGUGAAGUUAAUCUUAUCAUAUGUGCAUAUAUUUAUAAUUAGAUGCAGUCAAAAAGCCCAGAAUUCUAUCAUCUCUUGCCAGUGUUUGAGCAUGUGUGAAGUCUGUAACACUUUGCUGUUAUGUGCAGUUUCAGAUGUUAUGUGACAAUUCUAUAUUUUUUAAGUUAAUGAGUAUUUUUUUUAUUAUAGCAUUCCUCUUCCAACUAACAUUAAUUCCUCAAAUUUUUUGUUGUUGUUGUUGUUGUUUCUCUUGAACUUUCAUUUGAGCCUCCAUUGUUAAUUUCAUUAAGGAAUGUGUAAAUGUGUACUGAUUCGAGUUAAAAUUAGAAUUGUGUUCUCCUCUAAAAUGCUUGAGCUGGGCUCUCAAUAUCAGAAAGGGUCAUCAUUGUUAAAUAAAUAUUAAAUGAAAUAUAUAUUUUAUACAUAAAUUCCAAAGGAAAAAAUUUUCAUUAUAUUUGCACAUUCUGAUAGUUUUAAGGCUGGCUUGAUGCUCAAGUAGCAAGUAAUAAAGCACUGAGUAUUAAAGAGCUGAAAGUGGCAAGUAUUCAUCUACUUAAAUAUUUUUGCCAGAUGUCCGCCCAAAAAUUGUAGUUUAAAUUAUUACGCAAAUGAGCACUAUUUAUAUCAACUGCACUGUUCUGAACAUGAACUAGUUCAUCUUUCUCCCCUCUUGACAUUUUCUGCUUUUUGACUGCAUUUAAGCUCUAUAUUUUCACAAUAUGACAUCUCAAGUCACCACAAGAGUCUACCAUAUGUAUACUUAAAAUCUACUUUUACAUAUUCGACUGCACUUUUGUUUGGCAAUAUGUAUCUCUGACAAAGCAUUUUAUGUCACUCUUUCAUACUUGUUGCUGAGGGCGAAAACUGCUGUUUAUGUGUAUGUAUGUAAAUUUUUGCAUAAAUGUAGAUUGCUCACUUUUUCGUCCUCUGGUGCUCUGCUUUGGAAAAUACAACAAACUGAUUUUUUGAUGCAGGUAAGAACAGCUCAGAAGCUUAUUCCAUUUUUAAAUAAAUCAUCAAAAAUGUAGCACUUAUUCAGAUAAGUGCACUGAGGUUUUUCAUACCUAGUGCAUCUUUGCGUAAUAAAGUAUUACAUAAACUGCUACUUUUUGGGGGACUUCUGGCACUUCCUUUACAUCUAAUCCUUUUGAGCUUCUGGUUGUUCCUGACUGCAUCUCUGUCUCUUUUAAAAGGUGCUUAUAGUAAUGGAUUCUGCUUAGCUCCAUUAUUAGUUUUAAAAAAAAAAAGGAAAAAAAACACGAGAAGCUAUUGAAUAUAGAAACAGUUCAAGGGUAUUGUUCUGGUUUUAACGUCUGUUACAAUUGUUAUAAAUGUUGCAUGAAUUAACACCUUAGAAAUAACAGUAUGCUGUAAUUUAGAUAUCUCAUGAAAACUAUCCCUUCGUUAUCGUACACAUUUGCUUACCCCAGCAUGUAUACACACAUAAUAAAUAGAUCCUAGUUCAAGUAUUCCCUAAAUGUAAAAUUUAAAGAUUGCUGUUUACAUGGGUCCCUGAGUCUGCACUGAGAACUUCAUAUUAUUUUAUUCUUCAUUUUUAUAAUGUAAUUGAAUGAUUUAUUAUAAUUUGUCUAGGAUUAAAAAGUUUUGGAAUAAAAUAUUUUAGUUUUUUAUUUAUACCUUUUUGUGCAAUGUUUAUGACUAAUUUCAUAUGGCUUAUUAAUAAGCUUCAUUUUUGAAUAAAUUUCUUUAAAAUGUAGUCUCUAAAAGUAUUAAUGUUAUUGCCAUUUAAAAGAAUUAUUGUUUUUAUAUUUUGGUAUAAUAAAAAAUUAAACUGAAUGAUUUUAAACAUAGUUUAUUUGUAUUGAAGUUUAACAUUCAAGACUUUGUAUAUAUGAGCAAUUAUGCCCAUUAUGAGUUACAUUCCUUAGAUAUUGUGAUUAUUAUAUCUUGUUGAACUAUGAUAUUCCAUUAAAAUAUCACAAUAAAUUAACUGCCUCUAAACUAAAAAGGAAAAAUUUAGGUAGUAAAAAUUUUGAAAGCGCAUUAAAUACAGUCAUUGUAAUAAUUCCCUUUUGAAUGUUUUAUUGAACCAGGCAUACAGGGAAAUACAUUUUUGAUGUAAUCAACUGCUUUAGUUUUAUAACAUUGCUUUUAUUUUUAUUGCUGCUCAAAAUAAUUUGAGCUUUGCUUUUAUUAUCCCUAGUUUUUUCACUUGAAACUUCCAGCCAUUUUGCAUACAAUUUUAUUGCUGAAUCUAAUGCUUCUUCUUAAAAUGAUGAAGGAAUUCAUAUUUUUAUUUUUGUAUUCCAGCUUACAUAUAUACAUAAAUACAUAUAUGUACAUACAUACCUACAUUUAUUAAUAAUGCAGUAGUAGAAUGGUAAUUAAUAUAAGGUUUGAUCAAGAAGCAAAUUACCAAUUUAGUAUAGGAUUCUACUGCUAAAUUUUUAAUAUGCGUUUGCCAUGUUAGAUUUGCCUGUUAGGAAAAUUUAGCUUCAAAGCAUUCAUUAAUGUUAAAAAAGUGAAUUUUGGAAUUUUAGAAUGCAAAAUCUGUUUAAAGGUUUAGUAUUAAGUGACUGAGCUUUCAAAUAUAAUGUAUGUGUUUUUGUUUUAGAUAUUUGAUAUGUAACAUAUUAAUUUAGAAACUGUUUCUGUAAUGUGUACUGGUGUACCCCUGAAAAGUUUCUUUAGAGUUACAAUUUAUUAUUAAGGAAAGAGUAUGUCAGAAAAAUAUUUACAUUUUGUAUAAUUAAUUUUUGGAAAUGUCACAGUUUUAUACAUCUUAUUUUUUUAUUUCUGUGAAGUUAAUUUUUUUUUUAAUAUGGAAGGGACCAUUUAAUACAUGCAAGUGUUUGAACUAUUUGUGUAUUUGUUCUAUUUUGCAAUCUUUAAUAUAUUUCUUAUAUUAAUUGUAAGUAUUUGUGAACAGAGGUUAAAAUUUUGUAAAAUUUUACUGUGUAUAUUCAAAGUAAAAUAGGUAUAAAAUUGUUGGAAUUACAUGCCUAAAAAAAAUCUAUCAUUCUAUCCAUGCCAGCAGUAUAAUCCUAUAAAUUUACUCAUGUAAUAUAAAUAUGUUAAAAUGUAAAGAAAAAAGAUUUUGAAUUAGUUUUUCAUUAAAAUUCUAAGUUUCUUUGCUAACUAUCUGUGUUCAUACAUUAUUUUCUUCUGUGGUUUUGAAAUAAUGCUAUAAUAUCUUCUAUAUGGUAUAACAAUCAUUUAGUACUUUUCAUUGUAAUAUGUGAAUACUGAUGUAAUAUUAUGAAGAUUAUUUAUUUAUUGUCUCUAAAGCAACAAAACUGUUUUAACACUACCUAAAUUUGUCUGUUGUUGCUGUUUAAUUUCUUAAAAUUUUGAAAUUUCUUUCAAAUACAUUUUCCAAGGAAAUUUUUGCAAUAAUAUUAAAUGAAUUUUGUUAUUAAGGAUAUUGGGCUUAAAUGACAUGGCGUAAUAUUCAAUUAUUUAUAGAUUGCUAUAAUAUAUUAAUAGAUUUUAUUUUCUUUAAUAAGAUAUAGCAUUAAUGGUUUUAUCAUAUGCAUUAAUUUAGUGUCUCUAAUGAAAGUAAAGAUUACUGUUAAUUUCUUUGAAUUUUUAUUAGAUAUGUAUGUAAUAACAUAUAUAAUUUUUCAUUCUUGUAUUUGUUUCAGCAUAUUACAUUACUUGCAUAGAAAUGUAUUAGUUAGCUCUCAUUUGUUGAACAGUUGCUCUUUAUAUUUUAGUAGGUUAUCAUCUAGUCGUAGAUAAUAGAGGUUUUAAAUGCAUUUUGAAAAGUAGCUAACUAAAAUUAUACUACUUAAAUGUAUGAUAAUCUAAUAUAUUGUGUGAAACAUUUUAAGUUAGCUGUACUUUACCUUGAGAGGAAUUUUUCCUCUUUAUAUAUUUACUCCUUAAAAGCUUUCACACUUUAUUUAUUAUUAUUUUUUUUUUUUUUUAAUUUCCGUUGAGUAUGAAAAUGUAUUUCACUAUAUUGAUUAUUUUAUUAAAUUUUAUAUGAAUGAUGUUGCUUUUCCUGCCACUAUAUAAAGCACACGCUUGCUUAAAAUAUUCGUCCAUCCUAUUGCCUACCUGCGUAUUCUGUCCAAUAUUUUAGUUGCACUGAUAUAUUUUACAUAGUACAAUUUGUAUGUUACAUUUUGAGCUAUGUUGCAAAAAUUUUGAUUGCAGUAUUUUGAUAAAAAAAAUAAUAAUAAAUUAAUCAACUGUCUAAUAUUAAGUGAAAACUUCUACUAUUUAAAUAAGAAUUUUUACUGAAAUAGUCUAUUUUUCAUCAAUUUUACAGUAUUAUGCUAAAGCUUUUAUUGAACAACUAGUUUGCAGUACAUAAACUGCUUGCAAAAUUUUCAUUUAAUUUCUUUACAUAAUAGAAUAAGUAUUGGAAGCUUGCUCUUUUAUGUGUUAUAUUGGCAUAGUUUUUUCAUUUCAUUAAAUUUAUCACUACGGUUUUUAAUUUUAUUUGUGUUGCCUUUAAAUUAUCUUCAUUGUUAUUUAAAAGGGAUUUUUCAUUUCCCAUCAAGUAAUUUAUUUUAUCAGCAGUUUGUACCAUUUCUUGCUAUGUAUAUAUAUAUAUAUACUUUCUUGCUAUGUAUAUAUAUAUAUAUAUAUAUCUAUAUAUAUAUUUGUAGUUAAAAAAUCUUUAUGGCCAAAAUCCAAAUCCAGAUUCAUCUAAUUAGAUCUAAUGUUAUGCUUAAAAUUGUUAUUGUAUAGACUGUUAAUAUUUUUUUUUAAUUAAGAUGCUUAUGAGACUUCUUUCGCAGGUAUAUUGUGUAUUUGUUAAAUAUUUUUAAAAAAAUGUUAGAAUUUAUAUUUUUAACUUUCUUAUUAUAAAUUAAAUUGUUUUAGCAAAUACAGGCAAUUCCUGUUUAGCAUGCUUUUUCUGUAAUAUUCAAAAUUUUAUAACAGAUUGGUCCAUUAAAAUUUGAUGUUUUUUUAUCACCUUUAUCUGUCUCUAUUAAAAGUCCAACCUGUCUGCGGAGUAGGCUGUGGCAACCAGGUGUUCCAUAUAAUAUGGGCAAGACAACAACAUCUGUCGCUAUUUAUGUGUGUGUGUUUGCGUAUAAAAAAAUAAGAAUAGAGGUAAUAGAGAGAGAAGGUAAUAAAACAUUAUGAAACUUUUAAUAUACAUUAAAUUGCAACAAGAUUAGGUUAGUAGAAAAAUAAAGUGUUUAAUAUAUCACAAACUGAAGUAGGAAAUUGCAGGUGUAUGAAAGGCUAAGUAAAAAAUUAGUAUCACACAGAAAUAUACACUUAUUUUACUUAAUUUCACUAAAUGAUAAAAUUACUGGUAUUGAUUUUCUUAAAUUUUAUAUCUAUUAUAAUAUUUCUGUUGUCGCUAUAUAAAGCACAUAAUUGCUUAAACAGUCAUCUGUCCUAUCACAUUCUGUUUAAAACAAAUUAAUUGAAACUUAUUAUGAUCAUUAUUUCAAUUAAUUGAAAAUAAUUAAUAAAUAAAGCAAUUAAUUUUACUGACUUUAAAAUUGAAUUUAAUCAAAAAAUGGUUAAAGAAAUUCCUCUCAUUCUCUGUUUGGAAUGACAGAAAUUAACCACAGCUGGUAGUAAGUUAUAUAAAUUUCUUUGCAUGAAGGAAUUGAAAAUACUGAUUACUGAUAUCUGGAAAACAGUUAAAUGCCUUUUUCCUACCAAAGUGUUAAGGCUAUUGAUAUUACAUUAGUAGUAUAUGUCAGUUACAAUAAUUCUUUUUAAGUAAACUUUGUACGCACAUUGAAGAAUUACAUGGACUAAUAUGCAUUUAUUUGAUACUCUAAAUAAAAUGUUUGGUUAGAAAAGUUAAAAAUGUCAAAAAGAGAACAUUUAUUUCUUAAGACAAAGAGAAAAUAGUAACUAGGUAUAAUAAAAUAAUUACUUUUCAUAAAUUAUAAAUUUCUGAAGUGUUAGCUGAAAAUCAAUUAAGAAAUGUGAUGUUUAUUUAAGUAAUUGGAAAUUAAAGAUUUCCUUUUCCAGAAUUAUUUAAUCAGUAAAUCCUUGAAAGAGCCUAAUGACUACAAGUCAGUAAAGCUGGAUAAAAGACGUGCAUAUGCUAUGCGUUAUACAUCACUCAUAUUGCGUAUCUAGAACUUUCUAAUUAAUUCUAGUCAUAAAAUAACAGAAGCUGGUACUGAGUGAAGUACUUCAAAUAAUUGCUAAAUUCUUUUAUUACUUCAAUGCAUUAAUGUCAAGUGAGUGUUGCCUGUAUAUGAAUACCCCCCUCCAGUCUAAAUCACUGUGAGGCAUUAUUUUCUGAAUAGUGCCUAGCUUUCACCUCUCAAUUUUCCUCUUGAAGAGCUUUUGGAAUGGUAUACCAUUUUUUUCUUAAAGUCUUAUAUAUUUUUGUUUGUACUGUUAAAUUUUGGUAUUAAUUUAGUAGUUCAAUAUACCAUCAUUAACUAUUUUGUUUGAAUUCCAAUUUUUAAUAUCUAUUUUGUUAUUUGUUUAAAUAUUGUUAUCGUCACUUUGAUGUACAGUCUUUCAGAGAAGUAUUUAAGAAGAAAGACAUUUUGUUUCAGUUUAUUGAAUACAUAUUGAAGAUGAGAAGUUUUGUUGAUGAUUUAUAUUCAGGGACCCUGAUGCAUCUCAUUAAUCUUCAGAGAUUUAAGAAUAACUAAAAAAAGAAAAAAUGUGGCAGCUAAUCUAACCACUUAGAUAUAUGUACAAUGCAAAUGUUGCUUAUGAUAGCACAAUUUGGCUGUAUAUCUGGCAAUAAUAUUUUGUCUGUGUUGUAGUAGUCGGUAGAAUUGUU